AUGAUUAUUAAUCAAAUAAUUCAAGAACUUAUUGAAAAUAUUCAAUUAAAUGUAUUUUAUGAACAUUUUACAAAAGAUGAUGAACAAAUUGACUCUUAUUUAUUAAAUUAUUUAGAAACAGCUCGAAAAAUUUUAAUUAAUGAUGAACAAUUUCAAAAAGCUAAACCUUAUGUAAAAAUUGUUUUGGAAUAUUCAUGGGAAAAAUUAAAUACAGGAAUAUGGCAAAAUGUUAAAGAUGCUUGUAGAUAUUUAUAUGCUUAUGCUUGUUAUAUUGAUGUACUUGUUGAUUGUAAAAUAUUAAUAGAAAAUAAUACACAUGAUAAUUAUCAAGAUAUUAUAAAAAAAUGUGAUUUAGGUAUUUUACUUGGUGGACCCAUACUCGAAAAACAAUUCAAUGAUCUUAUUUCAAUAAUUAAUCAAAAUUUCAAGAAUACUCAAGAUGAAGAAUCUAGUACGGAUUUUCAUUCACCAAAACGAAUUCGUCUUGAUGAUAAUAAUGAAAAUGAUAAUUUCAACUGGAUGCCAAGACCAAUUAUUGAUUUAACAAAAGCAGUUGAACGUAUUCAUUGUCCAUCUAUCGAACAAUUUCUAACAUGCUAUAUGAAAACAAAAAAACCUGUUAUACUCACCGGUUGUAUAGAUCAUUGGCCAGCAUUGUCAAAAUGGAGUUUUGAUUAUUUGAUUAAAUUGGCUGGUGAUCGGACAGUACCAAUUGAAUUAGGUAGUCGUUAUUCGGAUGAUAAUUGGACACAAAAAUUAAUGACAAUUGCAGAUUUUGUCAAACAAUAUUGUCAACGAAGACCUUCACAAUGUGGUUAUUUAGCACAACAUCCUUUACUAGAUCAGAUCCCAGAUUUAAAGAAAGACAUUUGUAUACCAGACUAUUGUUAUAUUAGUUCCGAUGAAAACGAAGAUGAAGAAGUUGAUCUUAAUGCAUGGAUUGGUCCAAAACAAACUAUAUCACCAUUACAUAAUGAUCCAAAACAAAAUCUUCUUGCUCAAGUUGUUGGAGAAAAAUAUAUUCGAUUAAUUGAUCCUAUUUAUUCAUCAAGAUUAUAUGCACUCGGUUCAACGAUGUUAAACAACACUAGUUCAAUUGAUGUUGAAAAUCCUGAUUAUGAUCGAUUUCCUCUUUUCAAGGAUGUUCCUUAUCUUGAAUGUAUACUUCAACCAGGCGAUAUGCUCUAUAUGCCAUCACGUCAUUGGCAUUAUAUGAAUUUUACAGAAUUAUUUAACGUAACAUCAUAUCAAUGUUCAUUUUCACCUGAUGGUCAAUAUUUAGCAUGUGUUAAUCAAUAUCGUUUAAUAAUACGUACAUCAACAACAUUAGAAAUAAUAAAUUUAUUUGCUUGUAUUGAUGUAAUUGAUACGAUUGAAUGGUCAUAUGAUUCACGUUUUAUUUUAGCUGGUUUAAUUAAACGUAAUGCUGUACAAAUAUUUUCAUUAGAUAAUCCAGAAUGGAAAUGUAAAAUUGAUGAAGGUUCAGCUGGUCUUUGUCAAGUACAUUGGGCACCAGAUUCUCGACAUAUAUUAACAACAGCACAAUUUCAUUUACGUAUAACUGUGUGGUCAUUAACAUCAAAAAAUGUUUCAUAUAUUAAAUAUCCAAAAAAAAUUUCACCUAAAUCUUAUAUAUUUAAUUUAUCAAAACCAUAUAUGGCAUUAGUUGAACGUCGAAAUGAUAGUACGGAUCAUAUAUCAAUAUUUAAUUAUUCAACAAAUUGGUCGAUGAUUGCACAUUUUCAUGUCAAUGAAUUAGAAGAUCUUCAAGGUAUUCAAUGGUCGCCAAGUGAUGAUGUUUUAUGUUUAUGGGAAAAUUGUUAUGAAUAUAAAAUUGUUUUUUGUAAACUUGAUGGACAAAUAUUAAAUAUAUAUAAACCUGAAAAUGAUCAUUUAUCAUUAGGUGUACGUUGUGCACGAUGGUCACCUACUGGACAAGUUAUGAUUGUUGGAGAUUAUGAAGAAUAUAUAACUAUAUUUAGUUAUUUAACUUAUAAAAAAAUUCGAGAACCUUUUCAACAUCCACAAAGAUUAUCAUCAAAAAAAGGUUAUACAAUUUUAAAAGAAGAAGAAUAUCAGAAUGAUAAUAAUGAAGAAACAAAUGAGAAAAGUCAAGGUAAACCUUACUCAUCUUCUACUUAUUCAUCAACACUCUUAUCCAAUCAUGAAUCAAAAAUUUCAAUUGAAUCAAAAUAUAUUAUAUAUAAUGGUACGCUUCAAAUAGAUCCAAUAAAACCUAAUCUUGAUCGUGCUAAUCCUCGAUUAGGUGUAUCAUCCAUUGAAUUUUCAAGUUCAGGCCGAUAUAUGUCAACCAUUAAUGAAACAAUGCCAAAUAUUUUAUUUAUAUUUGAUUUUAAACCAACAUUUCAUUUAGCUUUUGUACUUAUUCAAGUCCAACCAAUACGAUGUAUUAAAUGGGAACCAAAACGUGAUCAUUUAGCAUUAUGCACACAUAAUAAUUGUUUGUAUAUUUGGUCACCGCAAGGUGCUUCUUGUAUUAAUUUACCCAGUGAAUCGUCCAAACAUAAAAUAGAUGAAUUAAAAUGGAAUAAUCAUAAUUCUAUACCUAGUAUUGCAUUGAUUGGACAGAAUACCAUGUGUCUCGGUUUUAUUGAUCUUAAUAAUGAUACGUAA
Molecule: messenger RNA, 2634 nt
Organism: Rotaria sp. Silwood1
Lineage: Eukaryota; Metazoa; Rotifera; Eurotatoria; Philodinida; Philodinidae
Source: the annotation of a GenBank genome assembly